Messenger RNA from Arachis stenosperma, 1175 nucleotides. RefSeq lists its product as uncharacterized. The transcript has 3 exons. The coding region runs from base 94 to 894 and encodes 266 amino acids. Gene Ontology annotation, molecular function: protein binding. NCBI's taxonomy places the organism in Eukaryota, Viridiplantae, Streptophyta, Magnoliopsida, Fabales, Fabaceae. The record is from RefSeq and is a predicted model, not a curated record.
AGGGCUCCAGAGAGAGAAAAAGACAACCAACUUUUCUUUCUUUCUUUCUUCGUUUCUUCCUUCCUUCCCUUGGUUCUUUCUUGUUCUUCUUUCAUGACAAGCACAACAACUAUGCUUCUUCGAAGCUCAUCAUCUUCGUCCACGCUCAAUUCAUGGCUUCCCCAUUCCAAUCACUCUUCUGCCGAACCCGAAAUCAUUCACCAGAUUCCACGAAUAACUCGAUCCAUCACGUUAUCCGCAUCGUCCUCGCCCAAAGGAGUCGCAUUGCCGCGUGUUCUCUCUGAUUCUGAUCUCUCCUCCUCCGUACACAUGCCUUGGGUUCGUCCUCCUUCCAGAACGACGUCGUUGGGCCCCGCAUUGUUUUCGUUCUCCGAGUUGACAGAAGGCGAUGGUGCAGGUUGUGGUGGUGGUGUUGGAGGAGGUGGUAUUGGCAUUGGUGGCGGUCGCGGUGGUUGGGGAUUCUGGGAUUCCAAUUACGACAAUGAUCCAACUGACGAAUAUUACCGAGCCAUGAUCGCAGCUAAUCCCGGGAAUCCACUUUUUCUUAGCAACUACGCAAGGUACUUGAAAGAGGUUUGUGGAGAUUAUGUUAGAGCAGAAGAGUAUUGUGCAAGAGCAAUUUUGGCUGACCAGAAUGAUGGGAAGGUGUUAUCCAUGUAUGCAGAUUUGAUAUGGGAGAGCCACAAGGAUGCUCCUCGUGCUGAGUGUUACUAUGAUCAAGCCGUUAAAGCUGCUCCAGAUGAUUGUUAUGUUCUAGCAUCCUAUGCUCAUUUUCUUUGGGAUGCCACGGAAGCGGGUGAGCUAGGGGAAGAAGAUUCCUCUCAAAAUUCUCCUAGUUUCUUCCAUGGAGGUAUUCCACCAGCUCCCCCUUCUCCUCUAGCCACAGCUGCUUAAGCUUCAUGUUCUGGUGCUGGCUUUCAUACAAGUUUCUAACAUUUGCUUAUGUUACCUUUUACCUCGUAAAAUUUUGGUCCAUGAAAAUAGUUGCCAUUAUUCAAAUGUAGAUUCAUGUAUAGGAGAAUGAAAGAUGAGAGACAAGAGAGAGAAAGUUAGAAGAGAGGGAUAUCUCUUUUUCCCAUUUGAUUCGUGUGCAUUCAGAUCUCUCUUCUAGCAACCUUGUAUGGUGGAAAUAUUGUAAUAAUGGUAGCAAAACAUUUUUGGAGUUAUAUCAUUCA